Messenger RNA from Dovyalis caffra, 786 nucleotides. The record is from the annotation of a GenBank genome assembly. NCBI's taxonomy places the organism in Eukaryota, Viridiplantae, Streptophyta, Magnoliopsida, Malpighiales, Salicaceae.
AUGACAUUUCGUUCAACCAAGGAGGUACUCAACUUUAUACUGUAUAAUGCUUAUCCAGACAAAAAGCAAAUAACUAAGAAGAGUGCACUGGAAGAAAAUCCUCUGGCACAAGGAUCUGGAAAGAAAAGAAGAACAUUUUCUCAUGAAAAAGAAGCAUCCUCAAGUUCUAUUUUAUGCAGAAAAUCAAACAGCAUCCAAAUAGAAGAAGGCUUUAUAGAACUAAACGUCUUCCGAACAAAAGAUGAUUUUACAGAAUCAAAAAUCAUCAUCCAAAAAGAAAAGGAUUUUCCAAAAUCAAACGUCGUCGAAACAGAAGAUGAUUUUAUAGAAUUAAACGCCACAGAGAGUGAUGAAGAUAUAUAUACAGCACGUCAACUUUUUCAACAUCCUCUCGGUGAGGAAACUAAGGAGUUGAAGAGAAACAAAAGAGAAGGAACUUACCAACCAAGCGUGCAAGGAGAAAGUAGUCAAUACCCAUUUGCCUGCCAAGCUCUAGAGAAUUCAGGAGAUGGGAAAGAAAAUAAAACUGUCACUAAUAAGAACGUUUCUGAGGAAGAAAUUGGAGCUGAUGUCAUACAAACUCCUACUACAUGGGCUGUGAUAGAGAAGAAAGACAACGUAACUUCAAGUUCAAAACCUGUAGAAGAAAAUACAGGAAAGAAGGGAGACGUGGAAGAUAUAUUUGGUCAAUUAGGUGACCUUCAAGAUGCUUCAGUAGCAGAACAGGUCCUGAGUAAGCAAUUCAAUCAAGAAGAUGAUGCGUAUAAAGACCUCUAUUUUUUUUAG